GCUCGGUCCCAGGGGAUGGGGCAGCCGAUCCCUUGUGGGACUUUCUCGGCUGGCCCAGCGCUUCCUGGGGCAAAGUCCCCGGGGCGAGGCCAGGGGCAGGGUGCGCCCGGAGAGUCGCUCUGUUGGGGAGCCCAGUGGGGAGCGUCCCGGCCGAUAUAGGGGGAGAGUGACUGGGUUCAGCAUGGCCCUGCCUGUCCCCCUCCCUCUCCUCCUGCUGGGGGUCUUUGCCGUCCCAGGGGGCUGUUCCUAUCCAGGCCCGCACUCGCUGCGCUAUUUCUACACGGCGGUGUCGGAGCCCGGCCCGGGGCUGCCCCAGUUCACCGUGGUCGGGUACCUGGACGACCAGCUCUUCUUCCAUUUCGACAGCGAGGUGAAGCAGGCCCAGCCUCGCGCUCCCUGGAUCCAGGCCGAGGGGCCCGAGUACUGGGACCGGCAGACCUGGAUCGCCAAGGGCUGGCAGGAGGCCUUCAACGGCAACGUCCGCAUCGCCAUGGAGCGCUACAACCAGAGCGGGGGCCUGCACGCCUUCCAGUACAUGUACGGCUGUGAGCUGCGGGCGGACGGCAGCACGGGGGGCUUCCGGCAGUACGGCUACAACGGGCGGGAUUUCCUCUCCUACGACACCCGCACCCACGCCUGGGUGGCGCCCAGCAAGGAGGCCGAGAUCACCAAGGGGAAGAUGGAGGCCGACAGGCACCUGAGUCAGCAGCAGCGGGACUAUCUGGAGAAGAAAUGCGUCGAGUGGCUGCAGAAAUACCUGAGCUACGGAAACGAGACGCUGCAGAGGAGAGAGCGCCCGGCUGUGCGGGUCACCAGCAGAGACGCCCCUGGCGGCCCCACCACCCUCUCCUGCCGGGCCCACGGCUUCUACCCCCGGGACAUUGCCGUGACCUGGCUGCGAAAGGGGGAGAGCAGAGAGCAGGAGACGUGGCGAGGGGGGGUCCUGCCCAACGGGGACGGGACCUACCACGCCUGGGCCACGGUGGAGAUCGACCCCCGGGAGAGAGGCCUGUACAGCUGCCGUGUGGAGCACGAGAGCCUGGCCCAGCCGCUCGACACUGCAUGGGAGCCCCCGUCCCGCUCUGCCCCACUCCCUGCGCUGAUUGGGGCCGUCGCUGGCGCUGCCCUGCUCGCUGGGACAGUUGGGUUUGUUCUCUGGAGGAGGCGGCGCUCAGGGAAAACCGGAGUCAUCGACACUCCAACUCAGGCCGGCAACCGGAACUCCAGCGCCUCUCUGGAAGCCAGCGACAAAGAAUCCAGCAAAGGAUCCAGCAGGGGCAGCGACUCCGGGUGUGACACCGGCUCGCAAGGGUCGGAGGCCGAGGUGCAGCUGCUGGGGGACACCGGAAGGGGAGAGACCAAUCUCCCUGCAGAAACUCAGCAGCUCCUCCACAUGGGUGUUCCUGCCCCGCUCGACAACGGGGACCCCCCAGCGGGCAUCGUCUAGGCUGGAGUUGUUCCUGGGGGUCUCUCCCCCCUCGACUACUGACUGCCCUUGUGACCUGAACUGAAUCCCUCACCCUUUCCCUCUGCCUCAGUGCCCAGGCCCUGGGUGCGACGCUCGGCUGCCUCGCGGGGGCUGCUGUGGGUUAAGGACCUGGGAUCUGUCAGACUUACAGGGAAAGCUGCGGUGUGGGGCAGGGACCCUAUGAUUUCUCAGCCAGGGGGAUGUGUACCCCUGGGGGGUCACAGGGGUCUGCCAGGGGGUACGUCAACUGCGCUAGGUAUUUCCCUGGUUUUACAGCAGGCGACACAAAAAACACCAGCGAAGUCGGUGCAAACUACAGUUUCAUACAAUGACUUGUUUCUAUUGCUCUGUGUAAUGUACAGUGCACUGACCUGUAAGUACAAUGUUUAUAUUCCAAUUAAUUUAUCUUAUAAUUAGACAGUAAAAACGAGGAAGUCAGCCAUUGUCCAGUCAUAGUGGGCUGUGACACGUCUGUAUGUUUGUCUGAUUUUGAAGUAAGUAUUUUUAAGCGAGGUGAAACUUGGGGGACACACGACAAAUCAGUCUCCUGCCAAGGGGACAGCAGCCUGGAAAAGUUGAGAGCCACUGGACUAGAGCGUGUCACUGAACCCCUGGAAUAAAGGCCCUGUCUCCCGUG
Molecule: messenger RNA, 2105 nt
Organism: Trachemys scripta elegans
Lineage: Eukaryota; Metazoa; Chordata; Testudines; Emydidae
Product: major histocompatibility complex class I-related gene protein-like
Exons: 10
Coding region: 182-1447 (421 amino acids)
Biological process (GO): immune response
Cellular component (GO): external side of plasma membrane
Source: RefSeq, a predicted model, not a curated record